Molecule: messenger RNA, 1744 nt
Organism: Anoplophora glabripennis (Asian longhorned beetle)
Lineage: Eukaryota; Metazoa; Arthropoda; Insecta; Coleoptera; Cerambycidae
Exons: 2
Coding region: 61-981 (306 amino acids)
Source: RefSeq, a predicted model, not a curated record
AAUAGACUAUCGAAUGUAAAUAACGGCGUCCCCUUUAUUUAUUAGUAUGAGAUUUUAACCAUGGAUCUCCCUGAUUUUAACGAAUAUCUUUCAAACUGCAAUCAUGGAAAAAACAUUCACAUCGAAGAGCCGGAAUAUUGUGUUACAAAUCCUGUUACUGCCGUUCAACCGGUAAUUCACCCUGAGUAUUUUAUUAUGGAUGGUGAUGAGAGAGAAGGUACAACGAUAAAAACUCGUAAGGCCAAUAAACAAAAAUUGGCUAAAAGUUUGAGAAAUCAGGGUCUUGAAUACAUAAGUUACAGUACCAAAAAAACAAUUCCUGCUCGAAAAUUAAAAGAACGCUGUGUGUCAGAAACAUGCAAACUCUAUGGAAAAAACUGCUACGAAAUUGACGAGGAAAUGAGACAAAAUAUUUUUGAGCUUUUUUGUGGUAUCCGAGAUUUGCAUUCACAAAGAGAAUUUUUAAUUCGUCAUAUAGAAAAAAGAAAACCAAAGAAAACAAGGGUAUCUGACACGACGAAGUCCCGUAGGCAGCAAACACUGAUUUACAAACUAACAGCUAACAAUAAAGAUGUUGUAGUAUGUAAGAAACUGUUUCUAAAUACAUUAGGAGUAACAGAAAAAAUGUGCCGCACAGCUUUAUCAAAAGUUACCGAAGUUGGUCUUUUAGAGAAAGACUUGCGGGGCGGACGGCAAAGGAAUGAGGAAACUAAAAAUCGUGAAAAACUAAUCAAUAUUGCAAUACAUGAACACAUAGAUCGGUUCCCUAAAGUAGAGUCCCACUACCGCCGUGCAAAAACAAAUAGGAUGUACCUUCACCCUGAUCUAUCACUGCAAAAAAUGUACGCAAUGUACCUAGAAGACUUAGCCGCUAAAGAAAAUACUGUUCUCAAGGCAAGUUUUAGUUUGUACCGAAAAAUUUUUAAACAAAAGAAGUUAUCUUUUUGCUGCCCAAAAAAGAUCGCUUCGCAACAGUUGUAGAGAAGGCGACGAAAACAUAAAGAACAAUUUAAAAGAAGUAUACUGCUCAUUGCCAAGAAAAAACUACAGUCAGGGAAAUUAAAUCAGCAUGCAAACAAAAAUCACAAGAAAAUAAAAGUAUUUUUUGUGGGGGUGUUUGAUUUACAACAGGUAUCUGCCCAUUUCCAAAGAAAGUGCCAUAUUCUACAAAAGUCGAUUAUCAAAUUUUAAUCUCACUUUUUACAAUAUUGCCACAAAAGAAUGUUAUUGCUUCGUAUAGCAUGAGGCUGUAAGUAGGCGUGGAUCAUCAGGAUCUAAAAAGCAUUACACUAUUUGCAGACAGGUGUCAUGGACAAAAUAAGAAUUCGAUAAUCCCCACCAUGUUGAUAUAUUCUUUAACUAUGUUUCCCUCUGUAGAAGAAAUAUCCAUACGAUAUUUCGAAACCAACCAUGGACAAAACAAAGGUGAUGCAGCACACAGUGCCAUAUCUAGUGCUAUUUUAGUGGCAGGAAACGUCUUUAUUCCUGCGCAGUUUCACUGUGUCGGGGAGAGACCCCAAUUGUAAAAAUGCCAGAGUAUCGGGAAUUCUUUAGAUUCUUGCCACAUACAGAAGAAUAAACUUAUCUUUAGUAUUUUAUGAAGUCACAAUGCAAUUUCAUUGUAGGGUGUUUUUAUGCAUACGUUAGUGUACUGUAAAAUUUUGUUUUUUUUUUGUCAAAUGAUUAUUUUUGUUAUAUUAUCAGUUUUUCUUAGCAUAAAUAAAAGUUUCCUUAUUUUAGUUAA